AUGAAGAACAUGAUGAUCUUCACUCUGCUGUGUCUGACCCUGUGCUGGAUGCUCUCUGUGGACUCCAUGAGGAUCCCAUUAGACAUGGCUGACAAAUCGGUUGAUGACAUGUAUGAUGGCUGCAACGACACGGCAUCGUUGGACCAGAGAAAAGAACAGUACUCUAAAGAGCUGACAAGUGGAAAAAAAUAUGCACAGGCCUGGAAAAUAGCUGAAACGUGUGCUAAUAAGACGUUUAAAAAUAGGAGCAGGGAGGACAUGAAUCUGACCAAAGAUCACAUGCAAGCAAUCUGUGUGUACACAGCUAAAUAUGUGUAUUCACAGUUUAAUACAGCAGUCAGAAAACAAAGGAAAAGAUAUACUAAGUCAUUCCGGUACCAUAUUUUACAUUUCCUGUUGACGACAGCCAUUAGAAUCUUGAAUCCUAAUCACCGCUGUCACAUCACCUACAGACGAACUGAUGCUGCAUUUACUGGAAAACUCAACCAAACAAUUCGUUUUGGUUCCUUUGCAUCCAGCUCUUACAAAAUGGACCUAAAAAAAUUUGGUAAUGAAACCUGCUUUAAGAUUAAAACCUGCUAUGGUGGAUAUUUGAAAAACUAUUCAUACUACAAUGACGAGCAAGAAGUGCUCAUCCCACCGUUUGAGAUGUUCACCAUUAAAAACAUAGCUAGAUCACCACGUUGUAUCGAAGGGCUGAAAGACUGUAAAACCGUCUAUGUGUUGGAGAGUGCAGGAUAUAAAAGUAAUCUGAACUGCGAGUUAAGUUUUGUGCAAAAGCAAAGUGUCAGAGCAACAGAAAUUCUACAAGACAAACAGAAACAACUGGCCUUGCCUAUCCACAAACUCAUCCAAGACGUGUCCACCCGGUGGAACAGUACUGAGAAUAUGCUUGAACGUGUACUGGAACAACAACCUGCCAUUUCUGCUGCACUCAUGCCCAGGGAUCUCAAAAGAGGAGAAGAGGUUAACACUCUUAAGGUCAAAGACUUCUGUAAUAUUGAAAACAUUGUCAACUUGAUGGCGCCGGUCAAACCUGUCACCACCAGCAUGUGUGAAGAUAAGCGGCCCACACUCAAUGGUUCCCCCUGUCAGAGCGAAGCUUUAAAAGAACUUUGA
Melanotaenia boesemani (Boeseman's rainbowfish) is the source of this 1119-nucleotide messenger RNA. Its product is annotated as NAD(P)(+)--arginine ADP-ribosyltransferase 2-like. Lineage: Eukaryota; Metazoa; Chordata; Actinopteri; Atheriniformes; Melanotaeniidae. The transcript has 3 exons. The coding region runs from base 1 to 1119 and encodes 372 amino acids. Gene Ontology annotation, molecular function: NAD+-protein-arginine ADP-ribosyltransferase activity; NAD+ poly-ADP-ribosyltransferase activity. The record is from RefSeq and is a predicted model, not a curated record.